UACAGAAAAGACCAAACUUGAAUAUAUUAGGCUCGUGUGUCAAAUGAAAAUGACUGAAACAAUUCGUAAGCAGUUAAAUGUAUUCUUGGAAGGCUUUUAUGAUAUUAUACCUAAACGACUAAUUUCCAUAUUUAAUGAACAAGAAUUUGAAUUAUUGGUCGUGCCUUAUGUAGAUAUCAAGAAUCUUGUAGCAAAUACUGAACAUCAUAAAUACACUGCUAUGUCUUUACAGAUUCAAUGGUUUAGUGCAUUACAUAGUUUUGAUCAAGCGGAUCGUGCGAAGUUCUUACAAUUCGUUACGUCCAAAGUGUCGUUACAAGAUUUUGCUGUGUUAGAAGGCAUGAAUUGCAUACAAAAGUUCCAAAUUCACAGAGAAGAUAGGUCAACAGACAAACUUCCAUCUGCACAUAAUUGAUAAAUAUCUGAAGAAAGAAAUUUUU
This is a messenger RNA of Solenopsis invicta (red fire ant), 440 nucleotides long. Its product is annotated as E3 ubiquitin-protein ligase HUWE1-like. Gene Ontology annotation, molecular function: ubiquitin-protein transferase activity. The record is from RefSeq and is a predicted model, not a curated record. NCBI's taxonomy places the organism in Eukaryota, Metazoa, Arthropoda, Insecta, Hymenoptera, Formicidae. Gene Ontology annotation, cellular component: nucleus. Gene Ontology annotation, biological process: positive regulation of protein catabolic process; proteasome-mediated ubiquitin-dependent protein catabolic process; protein polyubiquitination.